AUGGAGAGAGAUAAGGGAGAGAAAGAGAGGAUGAGCGGGCAGGCAGGGAAAUGCAUCACGUACAAACAUCAAUCAGAGUCUGCUCAUCAUAAGAAAGUCUCUACAAGCCACUCAAAGACAACAAUAAGGUGGUACAACUGUGGUCAAGAGGACGAGGGUAAAAACUUGGCAGAUCAGACGACAAAGUUACGCCUUAAAAAUACUAAUUUUCGUCAAUCUUGCUACAGUCCAGUACUGCAAAAAGUAAAUCAACUACCUGCCAAAAAUAAACAAAUGAAAGAUGAUGAGUAUCAACCGCCAUGGAAUCUUACAAAACCAAACAUCAAAAUAUCCAAAGGAGAUAAUGACCGACUGGCGUACGUGAAUGAGACCACGAGUACAGCUCUGAAGUCGGAUGUGCAGGUUCACGUGGAUGCGAAUGGUUCUGCUGACCCAGGUACGAAGAUUGGUGGAGCAGGCAGGCAUUGCAGUUUUCAACAAACAUUCUCUGAUAAGUAG
Messenger RNA from Helobdella robusta, 498 nucleotides. RefSeq lists its product as hypothetical. The coding region runs from base 1 to 498 and encodes 165 amino acids. The record is from RefSeq and is a predicted model, not a curated record. Lineage: Eukaryota; Metazoa; Annelida; Clitellata; Rhynchobdellida; Glossiphoniidae. The transcript has 2 exons.